GGACUUUUAUUUUGGUGUUGUGACGUGACGUCAUAAAGACGCGCCGCGAUCCUGCAGCUGUUGUGAUUCGGCUGAAGAAAGGUUUGUGUUUAAAGCGUUUAAAGGACAGAAAGAUACAGGAAUACUCCCGCUGAAGCGACUGAGAUCAGUCUGACACUAUUGUAAAGAUGGCGUUUAUUCAAGAGGAGAUCGAAGACAUAAAGGUUGAAGAAACAGUGACGCAUGAAAAUACUGAGGAACAAACAGCCCUAAUGGUAAUGAAAGAGGAGACAGAAGAACUCAAUGAAACUGAAGAGAAAGAUCAAUAUGAGAAUCUUCAUGAUUUCAUAACUGGAGAAAAACCUUAUAGUUGUUCGCAGUCUGAAAAGACUUCCACACGAAAAAAAUCUCUCAAGAGUUUCAAUCAACAAAGAAACCUUAAAGACCACACGGGAGAGAAGCGUUUCACCUGCCAACAGUGUGGAAAAAGUUUUGCUCAACAUGUAAACCUUACAAUCCACAUGAGAAUUCAUACUGGAGAAAAGCCUUACACAUGCCAACAUUGUGGAAAGAGUUUCAAUCAACAUGGAAACCUUACAGUUCACAUGAGAUUGCACACUGGAGAGAGUCCCUUCACCUGCCAACAGUGUGGACAAAGUUUCAAACAUAAAGUAAGUCUUAACAUGCACAUGAGAAUUCACACCGGAGAAAAGUCUUACUCAUGCAAUCAGUGUGGGGAGAGUUUCGCUAAACGUGUAAACCUUAAAGUCCACAUGAGAAUUCACACUGGAGAGAGCCCAUUCACCUGCCAACACUGCGGAAAAAGUUUCAGCAAAAAAGGAGACCUUAAUUGCCACCUGAGAAUUCACACUGGGGAGAAGCCUUACACCUGCCAGCAGUGUGAGAAAAGUUUCACUCAUAAAGGAAGCCUUGACUGGCACAUGACUGUUCACACUGGAGAAAAGCCUUUCACAUGCCCUCAGUGUCGAAAACGUUUUGCUCAACAUGGAAUCCUUAAAGCCCACAUGAUGAUUCACACUGGGGAGAGACCUUUUACCUGCCCACAGUGUGGAAAAAGUUUCCAUCAUAAAGGAAGUCUUGAGAGUCAUAUACGAAUUCACACUGGAGAGAAGCCUUACACAUGCCAACAGUGUGGAAAAAGUUUCAAUCAAAGUGGAACCCUUAGAGUCCACAUGAGAAUUCACACUGGGGAGACCCCUUUUACCUGCCAACAGUGUGGACAAAGUUUCAAUCGUAAAGAAAGGCUUAAAAGGCACAUGAGAAUUCAUACUGGAGAAAAGUCUUACACCUUCCAACAGUGUUUAGAGUCCAUAUGAGAAUUCACAUUGAAUAGAACACCUACACAUGCCCUCAGUUUUUACAUUAACGGUAAUGAGCAUGAGAACGACUGUACAUUUCUCUUUUUAUACAGAUGACAUGCUCCAAAAAAAGUUAACGGAGGCUGCAAUGGCAGAAAGCACACCCUGUUUGUUUUCUUUAUUUUACAAAAACAAUGUUUUGUUCUGAUUGUAUGUGGACACAAAUAAAAGUAAAUCCUUUCAAAUGAUGUAUUGCUUAUUGCUUACUUAAGCUGGACAAAAGCCAAUAGCCUUCAUCCGAGAAGGGGAAAGGAAGCAGGCUAACCCUCUACCCUCAGAUUCCAGCCCAUUAAACGCAGAGACUCACUUUCCCAAUAGUGAUUGCUGUGACCAAUCUGCGCCCAGACCUAGUGUUGUGGUCCAUCUCCUGCCGUCGUGUAUUCAUUGUUGAACUAACGGUCCCUUGGGAAGAUGCCAUCGGUGAAGCAUAGGAUAGGAAAAAGCUGCACUAUGCCACCUAGGCAGCUGAGGCAGAGGAAAGGGGCUGGAGCUUGAAGGUGUGUCCAGUGGAAGUUGGCUGCAGGGGCUUUGUUUCCAAUUCUACUUCAAGGCUUCUGAAGGAAAUGGGCAUCAGAGGGCAGGCCGAUAGGAAGACCAUCAAAGAACUUGCCACAGUUGCUGAAAGGAGCAGUCACUGGCUGUGGUUGAGAAGAAAGGAGACAGCGUGGGGAAUAAAAUGACCACUCCAUCCCCUUGCGACACACCAAUGUCUGAUCAGCCUGUGGUGGGCCAGGCUGGGCGGAGGGUGUCUUGUGGUAAACGGCCAAAACAACUGAAGAAGCCAAGGUGCACAACUGAAGAUGUAUUGUAUAGGAGGAAACAUCACUAAGGGGUCACCAACGAACCCCCCAGCCAAGAUGAUGCCUCAAAACCCUUUCAAGGCAAGUAUCAGACUGAAUCAGUUGGGAUUGCAACAUCUAGUCCUUAUCUGAAUAUAAAACUAUGUUGGCAGUGCACUACAAAUCAACUGGUUUUAUGCCUUUAUUUUAACCCAUAUAAACAGACAAGGACUAAGAGAUUUCUUAUCCUGUAAUGCAGGCCAAAAAACAUAGCAGUGUAAGGGUUAAACUGUAAACCAUGAAGAGUGUAAUGGUGCGUUCACACCAGACGCGAAUAAAGCGUUAAGUGCGAGUGAUUUACAUGUUAAGUCAAUGCAAAGAUGCAAUAGACAUCCUGCGGUGCGAAUUACAUGAUUCGUGCAAUUGACGCGGCGCAAAUUGAGCGUUUCAGGUGUUUGACGCGUGAUUCGCGUGAAUUGCGCAAGUUGAAAAAUCUGAACUUUGGCGAAAAUUUGCACGGCGUUAACCAAUCAUGAGCUUGCUCUAGUAGUGACGUGAUUACGACGUAGUGAGCAGAGGCAGAAAUGAACAACAAUGGAGGACAAAAUCAUCGUCGCUGUACGAUACAUCUUCAUACUUUUAUAGAAACAGGAAUAAAAAGGAUCUUGCUUGGAAGAAAGUGAGUGAAGAGGUCGGACAAUCUGGCAAGUUGUAAAAAAAACGUUCUUUACUCAAUUUGAGCUAUAUAUAUACAUAUUGAGACUACAAGCUAGCUGGCAAAUGGAGCUUAUUCGCCAUAUUUUACAGCUACUUUCCUGCUGACGAGUUGAUGUGUUUAUUCAGAGGAAGUGUGCAGAAAAGAGACUGGAGCUGCUGGCAGAAGCCCCUCUCAUGAUGCGAAUUUGCGUCUGUUGUGAAGUGAAUUUCACGCGUGAAUGAAGCGAGUAAACUUAAAAUGUCCAAGCAUCCAACUACACGUGAAUAGUGUGUUAUAUUUGUGCAAGUCGUGUCUGGUGUGAAUGCCCCAUAAUUCAGAAACACACAUAGAGGCAGAGUGAGACCUAAGGAUUAGUUGUAAACUGUUUACUAGUCAGUUAAGAGUCAGAAAAUGUAACAUUUAUGUAAGCAAUAAGGUACUCAAGGCUGUGCUAUAUCGUGAAUAAGUCACAGCUGAAGGGCGUUGUUAGGCUCGACACGAAGUGGAGUAACCCCUUCAGCAGUGACUUAUUCACGAUAAGCGAAAGGCCUUCCUUACGCCUGAAAAAAUAGUGCCUGACUGUGAACAGCAACAGAAGUUACAUUAUUACACCAUUAGAUGGCGGCAAAGACUGUCUUUAUGAGUGUGUCAGACAAAAGUGAAGACUUUUACAUUGAAAAGACUGAAUUGUUGUGAACACG
This is a messenger RNA of Megalobrama amblycephala (Wuchang bream), 3535 nucleotides long. Its product is annotated as gastrula zinc finger protein XlCGF8.2DB-like. The coding region runs from base 168 to 1316 and encodes 382 amino acids. The record is from RefSeq and is a predicted model, not a curated record. The transcript is spliced from 3 exons. Lineage: Eukaryota; Metazoa; Chordata; Actinopteri; Cypriniformes; Xenocyprididae. Gene Ontology annotation, cellular component: nucleus.